Molecule: messenger RNA, 1436 nt
Organism: Dendrobium catenatum
Lineage: Eukaryota; Viridiplantae; Streptophyta; Magnoliopsida; Asparagales; Orchidaceae
Product: probable U3 small nucleolar RNA-associated protein 11
Exons: 9
Coding region: 371-1060 (229 amino acids)
Biological process (GO): rRNA processing
Cellular component (GO): nucleolus; small-subunit processome
Source: RefSeq, a predicted model, not a curated record
CGCUUCUUCGGCUCCUUCGUGGCUGUUCGACUCCUUCGUGGCUGUUCGACUACGCUCCUUUGACGACUUUACCUUCCUGUCGGAUCGGAAGCUACGACAUUUUGAUCGGAAGCAACAACGGGAGCUCGCGCGCAUCUUCGGCCAAAUCCCGUAAAUCCGCCGAGCCGAGGGAUUUAGUGAAUCCCGGAUUUAUGCCGUAAAUCCUUAAAUACGGGAUUUAUCCAUUGCCGGGAUUUAACGCGCGCACAAAAACCGUUUGGCUGCAUUUAGCGUAAAUCCCACUGUAAAUCCGAUACCAAAUAGCCGGGAGGUGUUUUGUGUGGAGAAUCUUCGCUUAACUUUGGGCUCAUCUCUUUGUGUGUUAUUGACGAUGUCUUCUAUUAGGAAUGCAAUUCCGAGACGAGCACAUAAGGAACGGGCACAGCCUCAAGCAAGGAAGAAGUUUGGACUUCUUGAGAAGCACAAAGAUUAUGUGGAGAGAGCCAAGUCCUUCCAUAAGAAAGAAGAGACUCUUCGUAUACUUAGAGAGAAAGCCAUGUCCAGGAACCCAGAUGAGUUCUAUUUCAAGAUGAUUAGUUCGAGAGUGGUUGAUGGAGUACAUAGACCAAAGAGCCAAGCAAACAAGUAUAGCCACGAUGAACUAAUGUUGAUGAAGACUCAAGAUAUUGCAUAUGUCAUUCAGAAACUUCAGAGUGAGAAGAAGAAAAUUGAAAGGCUCAGGGGUGCACUUCAUGCACUGGACAACAAGCCACCAAACAAGCAUGUUUACUAUGCUGAAGAUAGGGAGGAAGCUAAAGAAAUAAGAUCAAGAUCAUUACACAUCAAUGCUUCACCUGCCCAACAUAAUUUGCCGAGGAAUAUAAGGAAGAAAACUUCUUCUUCUUACCGGGAGCUGGAAGAAAGGAGUAAAAGGGUUGAACAGCUUGAAAAGCUGUACUCUGAGAUGGCUUUACAAAAAGAACUACAGAAACCCGGUCGGAAGCGCAAGCUUCGCGACGAUGAGAUGGCUUCCCCAACAACCAGACCCGUUUAUAAAUGGCGUGCGGAGCGUAAACGCUGAUCAGCAUCUGCUACUUGGAGCUUCUUUGUUUUACAAACGCAUUUCCUCAACCAUUUUGCUUCCUGACUGCUGGUUGAGGCUUUGUUUGAGACGGUUUUUUAUUGCUUUUUAAAUCAGCUUUCUAGCAUAAAAAUUUUAAUAUUUUGUACUAAAAAGCUAUUUUAAGAAACAGGAAGAAAACGGUCCCAAACAAAGCCUGAGAUUCAUAUUGUAACACUGCUUUGCAGGGUCUGCUUCAGAUCUCUUUGUUUAGGGCUGCUGUCAAUCUUCCUCGUUUCCAGCUUUAGCUUGCAUUCAAUUUCUCCUGUAGUGAUGAACUGAAGCUGCUUAUUUAAAUAUUUCAUAAUAAAAAUUAGUUCAUGAUGUGUUCUAAAUC